CAUUUUUCUGUCAGCUGUUUCAUAACCUCUGCCUGCUGCUAAAAUAAUCCUACGCCAUAAAACAAAGUUGAAUUGAAAAUUUUAAGUACAAUACCAGUAGUAACUGGUAAUUUUUCAAAAAUAUGUUUAGUUAAAUAGUGAUACCAAUCGAGGUUUCUAAUUAUAAAUACUAAGUUAACCAUGACUCUAAAUUUGAAACCGCGCUACCUUCGACCACUAUACCCGCUAUGUCGCAGUUAUUGCGAUUACAAAUCGAUUUAUGAACGUGAUGAAGCAGGACCCCAGCCGCGCAAAGUCCACGGGAGGUUAUACCCAGAAUGGCGAAGACCCUGGAUACAACGUGACGGAGAAUGGAGCAGCAAGUUAUCCGUUUUCAUCGAAAAAAGUCCUAGUAUGCACAUCCUAAACGCCAUGCAAAAAAUACCUCAUUUAACCGUUCAAGAUAUAAAGGAAUGGUGGGGACAGAUGAAAAUGAUACAGGAGAUCGAAAAUCAAAGAUAUUUACCUGAAAGAGUAGCCGCUUUGGGUUCAAAUUUGGCAGCAGUACACUUUUUUACCUAUCGAAACUGUGCAGUCAGGAUCAAGGGCCAGACAGAAUGGAUUGAAGGUGACAUAACAACAUUAAACCUCCCGGAUACAUACAGAGAUGGUUAUCUUGUUGAAGCUGUAAACUGUGCCAAAUUUCAUCACAAUGGGAUCAGAUAUGAAGGGCUACAAAAUUUGUCAGGGCUAAGUCUCCUUAAAUGGUUAUCCUUGAAGAACAAUAAACAUGUAGAUGUAUGGUGCUUGGAUAGAAUCGCUGGCCAGAAUGGGGAUAGCUUGGAGUAUUUAAAUAUUGAAGGGUGCAACUUGUGUCCUGGUGGUGUACUCGCUAUUGCAAAGAUGCAAGCUCUUAAGUUCUUGAAGAUUAGUGAUCCUGGGGACCAUGUUGAGCUUCAAGCUGCUUUGUCUAUGCUUGAACAAGAAAGGCCUAGCUUAUUGAUAACAGCUGCAGAUAUUGACAUUGGAGAUAAUGUUUUGAAGGAAGGCACAUAAAAAAUACAAACUGCUUCAGUCUUAGAUUAUUCUAUUUAUGAAAUUGUAAAUAAUAGUAUAAAACAUAACUUAAUAAAAAUAAAUUAAUAAUU
Messenger RNA from Maniola jurtina (meadow brown), 1127 nucleotides. Its product is annotated as distal membrane-arm assembly complex protein 2. Bases 181 to 1035 code for a protein of 284 amino acids. The transcript has 2 exons. NCBI's taxonomy places the organism in Eukaryota, Metazoa, Arthropoda, Insecta, Lepidoptera, Nymphalidae. The record is from RefSeq and is a predicted model, not a curated record.